UGUCUUGAGUUUUCUGCCAGCUGGGAGAGACGUUACGGUGAGGAGGAGGAGGAGGAGGAGGAGGAGGGAGGGAAGGACUUCUCACAUUUCACUGAGCAGACGGCGUCCCUCCUGUAAACACUGGGGGCUUUUACUUUGAAAUAAGCUUUCCCAGACGCUCGCGAGGAGCAGUGCGUUCCCCUUGGGAGAGGGGAGGCUGGGCUCGAGACAGCCCUGUCGAUCGAGUUAAAAAGCCCGUAUCGAAUGCAGCGACCGUGUGGAAAUGUUACCUGUGCAAACUUUUUUUUACCGUUACACAUUGUACUGAGUUAGUUCAACUGCGCGGCUACAACUUCAGGACCACCGGCUGUCCAGCGUGUUCAGUGCGGAGCUCCAUCAACGUCCAGUCGACGGGAUGUCCGUGAGUUAAAUGCCGAAGUGGAAUGCACUCUGCCGGGGACAUGCACCAUGGCCUGGCGAGCGUGGUUGAAACUCUGCUGCGGUCAAAAGUGGCUGCUCCUCCUCUCCCCCCUCGUCCUCCUCUUCCUCGCCAUCUCCGUGAUGACGACGACUCUCCCCCUCCCCUUGCACGAUGUCGACUGGCGGUCCUCCCGAGCCCUGAACUCCGCCGGUGAGUUCCGGCCCAGGCGCAAAGUCGUGGGGCACCCUCCGGCCGCUGACGCCCACAGCAAGGCCUGGAAAUCCGGUGCCGGAGGAGAGCCAUCUAAAAGUUUGGCGCAAGCGGAGGCUCUCAUGGAAGCCGCUGGCUACGACAAAAACAGCAUAAAAGAGAGGAGGAAUGAACACAAAAACAAAGGCAUCGCCUCCAAAAGAAAGGAGACGAAGGGCGCCACCAGGCACCCAAACAGUCAUCAGCAUCCCCGUCUCCCUGAGAUUAGAGUCAACAACACAAGGCCAAAGCAUAGAAUUAAGCCAAGCAACCACAACGCUGUGGUGAAGCACACUGUGCAGACCUACAUUCAUCUUGAAAGGGGUAAAUCCACAGCAGCACGGAUCCCUGCUCCAGCACUCGGUCUAAUGAAUGGCAGACUGGCUGCAGACAGACACGUGGACGGAUGGCACAGGAAUGCAGACUCCCACAUACAUGGUGGUCGUGCAAGUGCAAAGCCAGCUGAGCAUCACCAGGCUUUGGGAAAACACAGACAUGCAGCAAAGCACUUUGGGAAAUCUGACAAAGUCGGUAAGGAGCACAAGGCUGUGAAAAAGCCCUCAAGGGAUCUAAAGAACCAGCAUAAUCCUUCGGAGGAUCACUUUGAAGAGAGGGGGAAUCCAGGGUCACCAGACCGUAGGAAGGCUUUGUUAGCCAUGAAGGCAGAGGACGGCGGCUGGUGUCGGAGCUUCAGGGACCAGGACUUUCCAGACGGCGACCGCAGGGGGAUCAGGAUUAGUCCUGAUCUCCGGCCUCUCCCCUGGCUCAGCCAGGAUGACAUCCAGAAGAUGGAGCUCCUAGCUGAGGGGGAGCCGGUCAGCAAGAACAGGGUGCCCGCACACGGACAGGUGAUCCAAGUGGCGCUGGAUCCUCCUGCACACCAGCAGCAGCCUUCCCCUAAGAGGGAUUCCCCUGAGCCUGGACCUGACCACAGACGUCUGGAAACCCACGGUGAGCGCUGCCAGCAGGGGCACUGCUCCCUGAUCAAACGCACCGACGACUGGUUCGAGGUUCUGGCCUUCCACCUGGACAGGGUGCUGAGACUUAACAGGAGUCUCCCCGCGGUGCUGAGGACUUUCCGCAGCGAGAUUCUGCCGUAUCGAUACACCAGCGGCACUCCCAGACCCGUGGUGUGGUGGGAUCCGGACAUUCAGCACCUAUCUGAUAAGGACAACGACCAGAACUCGGUGCCACUCAGUUGGACCCAGUACCAGAAGCUGCUGCUGCUCCGCUGUGGGAGGGAGGCAGACCUGAGGUCAGCGCCCUGCAUGGGAGUUCACCACUCAGAGUGGGGGAGACUGGCUCUCUUUGACUUCUUGUUGCAGGUAAACGACCGGCUGGACAGGUACUGCUGCGGUUUCACCCCCGAUCCGACAGAACUCUGUGUGGAGAACCUGCUCUACACCAAGUGUGGCAACACCAAGGACCUGCUGCUGGUCCACAUCCUGGUGAGGAAGGCCGAUCCCUCCAGACUGGUGUUCAUAGACAACGCUGGCAGACCACAUCAGUCCACCAACAACCUCAACUUCAGGCUGGUGGAGGGCAUUGACCAGUUUCCAGAGAGAGCGGUGUCGGUGCUCCAGUCGGGUUGUCUGGAGAGUCUUCUUCUACGCUCCCUUUACACGGACAGGGAAUUCUGGGACAGCCAAGGCGGGGCCAGCGGCCUCAGACCGCUCAUCCGCACUCUGGAGCACAGAGGGAAGAUUCUCCUCCGGCACAUCAGAGAUAUGAAACUAAAGCUCAAGAGGGACCUGUGACUGAGCUGAGCUGGACCAAACAACUUAAUCACGUUAUUCAGGUCAUUAAGAGUUCCUAUGGUUCAGGUAGUCUGGGAGUAUUAGCAGACAAGCUUGGAUGUUCAAAACAAACACCCUUUUAUUUUGUUACAAUGAAUACAACAUCCACAAUGGCAACCCCAGGGUCAGUGGACCAAUCUGUUAUGGCGUUUUGUGAUUUUAUUAUAUCUGAAAGUCCAACUUAAAUCAAAAACGUCAUGCAGUCAAAUAUUAUGUCACAAGUGAUGCUCAAAAUGAUUAUUAAUAUUAGGUUUGCUUAAAAGUGGUCAAUUCGAAAAUUCAGAGCGUGUCCAUGAUUGAGAGAUUAACUUAACUUGGGGACAGCUGAGCCGACAGCUAGAGGCUAACAGUGCUUACAGCACUCAUAGUGCAAACAAGGGCAUCAGUGCUGACAGAGCAAACAGUGUUUACCUGAGAUAAAGUAUAAAGUCACAACAAUGAAAAAAAUGGGAAUAUUUCAAAUUUUGGGCCUUUAAAGAGAUUGCUCCUUUAGCCUCAAAGCCUCUGAGUGUGAGGGUCAGUUUACAUGUUGGAUUGACAGCAAAGCUAGCGAGGGGAACCAAGACGCGAUGCAAAACCUAGCUUCUACGUAUAGCUGUAAGCCAAUCACUCACACUGUUCUGUUAGCAAUAUGAGGACUAAACGGACUGCUGUCAACUUGUCCCUGAUGAUGAUUACUGUUGUAUGCAUUAUUAUUAAUCCUUUGGGAUGAGUUUUUUGUCUUGUUCAAAAGAUGUCCCGUUAUUACAGGUUUCUAACUUGUAACA
Anoplopoma fimbria (sablefish) is the source of this 3212-nucleotide messenger RNA. It is a transcript of the gene gask1a, whose product is annotated as golgi associated kinase 1A. Lineage: Eukaryota; Metazoa; Chordata; Actinopteri; Perciformes; Anoplopomatidae. The transcript has 6 exons. Gene Ontology annotation, cellular component: Golgi apparatus. The coding region runs from base 448 to 2406 and encodes 652 amino acids. The record is from RefSeq and is a predicted model, not a curated record.